Molecule: messenger RNA, 1194 nt
Organism: Parascedosporium putredinis
Lineage: Eukaryota; Fungi; Ascomycota; Sordariomycetes; Microascales; Microascaceae
Source: the annotation of a GenBank genome assembly
AUGACAACUGUUUCACUUUUUGAGACCGAUGCGUCUAUAGAAAAGCGAGAGAAGCGCGAGGUGAAAAAGGCAAACAAAUUCGGCAACCCUAUCGUGCUCAAAUCCAAAGUCCUCGCCGUGGUUAAUGAUCCUGCUUCACCCUCUUCCUCCGUCCUCGUCGCGGAGGCUGCUGGCAAGGUUCGACGGGUCAAUAUUGAGACCUCGAGUGUCACCAAGACGUACCAAGGCCCCACGAACCCGGUAUGCUGCGUAGCGGUCGGCGGCCGGCGGAACGACGUCGUAUAUGCCGGUUCCUGGGAUAAGUGCAUCUGGUCGUGGGACCUCGCCACGGGCCAGCCCAAGCACAAGUUCAUCGGCCACUCCGACUUCGUCAAGAGCCUCGUCUGCACUCGGCUCGGGGACACCGACAUCCUCGUGAGCGGAGGGUCCGACAAGAAGAUCAUGGUCUGGGACGCCGGCACGGGCGCCCGCCUGCACACCAUCCAGGACCCCACGACGACGAUGCUCGCGAUCCAGCACCUGGCGGUGGACCCCGUCCUGUCCACGCCCGAAGCGGUGGUGGUCGCCAGCGCGAGCAGCGACCCGCACAUCCGACGCUGGCGCAUCAGCAAGGAUUCGUACGAGCAGCUCCCGGAGAUCGACCCGAGCCUGCACGGGGCGGAGCGCCUGACCAUCCAGGAGCACGAGACGAGCGUGUACAAGCUCGUCUUCGAGGAGGGCAACAACGAGGACGGGGAUCUGUGGACCGCGAGCGCGGACGGGACGGCAAAGUGUCUCUCGCGCGCGCGCCACUUCACGACGGAGGACGAGUACGCGCACGGCGACUACCUGCGGGCCGUCGUGCCCACCGACGCCUGGGUGGUCACGGCAGGGAGGGACGAGGACGUCAAGGUGUGGGAUAGGUCCUCGGGCAACCUUCACUGCGCUCUCGAGGGCCACUACGACGAGAUUACGGACUUGGUCCUCCUGCCGGAUCCUCGAGGUACGCACCACAGGGUGUGCAGCGUGAGCAUCGACGGGACUAUUCGUACCUGGCCCCUGAUGAAGGAGCAGCUCGACAAUCUCGUAGAGGAGAUCAAGACGAUCCAGAGCAAGCCGGCAGGAGAGGAAAAGGAAACCAACGGCACGAAUGGGGCGGGGAUGCUGACGGCGGAGGAGGAGGCGGAACUUGCGGAGCUCAUGGAUGACGACUAG